GGACGUCAUCUGUGACGUAACCAGGAAGGAGAAAAUCACUUUAGCCGUAGCUUUUCAACCUACAGGGAGCUUAGCCCUAAAUGCUAAAGCAAAAACAAAUCCUUUACCUGCUGUCACAGCGGUCUCGAUGGUAAUCGUUCAGCAGGCGUGCCAAUAAGUUUUGCUGUGGAGAAAUGUCUUGUAGAGCAGGAUCCUGGAUGUUUGCUGCAGCCGCAGUGAUCGUGUGUCUGCUGGAUGUUUUUGCAGAAGCGAAGAACUUUGAGGAUGUCCGCUGCAAGUGCAUCUGCCCACCAUACAGGAAUAUCUCUGGAAACAUCUAUAAUAUAAAUGUCACCCAGAAAGAUUGCAACUGCCUCCAUGUGGUGGAUCCCAUGCCAGUUCCUGGCCAUGAUGUGGAAGCAUAUUGUCUGUUGUGUGAGUGCAAAUAUGAGGAGCGAAGCAGCAACACCAUAAAGGUGACCAUCAUCAUCUACCUGUCUGUCGUUGGGGCUCUUCUUCUCUAUAUGCUGUUCCUGCUGCUGGUUGACCCUCUUAUCCGCAAACACGACCCCUACACUCAGCCUCUGCACAAUGAGGAAGACUCUGAGGAGAUGCGUCCUCGUGCAGACGCCGGGUCGGCCAGAGGAAACACGGUGCUAGAGCGAGUCGAAGGUGCACAACAGCGCUGGAAGAAGCAGGUGCAGGAACAGCGCAAGACUGUUUUUGACCGCCACAAGCUGCUGAGUUAAACCUCUCUGCUUCAUCCAUCUCCAGCGUAAAGAAAUGGUCCCGGACUCAGUACUAUUACACCCUCACCAGCUGCACUAUUUCAAACCUAGCUUGUGUUGAUGUGCAAUGCAAUGACUAUAACAUAAAAACUAGACAAGCUAAUCUAACAAGCAGAUUUAUUAUCUUGUAAUUUGUGAUAUGAUCACUGUAACAAAACUAUGGCUCAACUUUGAAAAACAUGCUUUGCACAUUCUCUUCAGUUAUUUUGAGCUGCUGCAAAGCAUGAGAUUUGCAAUGCCUUUCUAAAAUAAUUUUAAGGUUUUCGGUUAUUUCUAUGAAUAGAUUUCCUUUU
Messenger RNA from Girardinichthys multiradiatus, 1060 nucleotides. RefSeq names its product transmembrane protein 9 (gene tmem9). The record is from RefSeq and is a predicted model, not a curated record. The coding region runs from base 174 to 728 and encodes 184 amino acids. The transcript is spliced from 6 exons. Lineage: Eukaryota; Metazoa; Chordata; Actinopteri; Cyprinodontiformes; Goodeidae. Gene Ontology annotation, cellular component: lysosomal membrane.